Messenger RNA from Ectocarpus sp. CCAP 1310/34, 2321 nucleotides. Lineage: Eukaryota; Phaeophyceae; Ectocarpales; Ectocarpaceae. The record is from the annotation of a GenBank genome assembly.
AUGGCUUCGAGGUGGAGAUUUCAAGCUCGUCCAAAGGGAGGCGACUUGGGAGCAGUGGAAGCAGUGGCUUCGAGUACCUCUGUUGCAUGCCGCGGCCAAGAAGGCAACAUGGAUCUCUUCAGGCGGCUUAUGGACGCUGGUGCCGACGGGGAAGCAGGCUGGCGGGGUUGCGAUGGACGAACUCUGCUGGGUGCGGCCGCAUGCGGCAACAAUAUUGACAAGGUGGUACGGGCUCUGCUCACCGCGGGGGCGAAGAGUAUUGUAAACGUCCGGUUCGGGUCUACGCCCGAGUCCGCUCUCCACGUUGCGGCAGCGCGGGGUGCUGAAGACCUAUGCUAGGCGCUCAUGAUCGCCCGAACAGACCCGAAUGUACGUGAUUCCGAGGAAUUCAGUCCGCUUCACCUCGCUGCCGAAGCUGGGCACCACCAUGUUAUAGAGAGCCUUCCUCUGAAAGGGGCCGAUGUACACGCCGAGACGGGUGCCGGAAAGACUCCGCUCCACCUGACUGCUUCCAAGGGUCAUACGCUGUGCAUCUCUGGGCGCUGCAGACAAGGACGUGUUCGAUGAGUAUGGUGAAACGCCACUGCUGUUCAAGGCGGCGGUAAACAACCACCUCGGAGUUGUUGAGAAGCUUCUAGCUGCUGGUGCCAACCACGGCAUCCGUGCCGGCAACCAACAUUCUCCACUCGAGAUUGCUGCAAACAGCGGUCACGCGACCAUCGUGAAGGCCUUCCCUGACAAGACAGAAGUGCAGUCCACGCCACCGAUGAUUGCGGCUUCACACGCUACACUACCGGUUGCCCCGGUGGUCUAGUGGGUAGCCUCGCAGCCUGCUAAGGGCCAGGUCAUGGGUUCGAGUCCCGACAGAGUGAGUUUUUUCUCGCUUAUUAAAUCCUGGUCUCCGUUCGAAGCGACACGCUGCAAAGCUCGUUGUUAGUAAACUUGAUCGACUUCAUUAGUCGAGAGGGGAGGGAUUGCUGUACCCUUGUCGCGAAAAAAAUAUCUCAGGCAGGAACCGCAGGAGGGGGUCCAACCCCCCCCUCCUAUGUGACCCCGGUUGGGUCGUCUAGCUAGUAGAAGUGGAGGAUAGGGGCCAGAGGGGCAGACGACAGAGUCCAAUGAUGGGAGAAAAACAACAACAAUAACAACGAUGCUGCAACUGAUGACAGAUCUGUCAGUGACGAGCAAUGUUGUACGUGUACUGUUGGAGGCUGGGGCUGAUGUUCAACGCGACGAACACCGGACACGGCAAUUGCGACACGCCUCUCCAUGGUCGCCGUAGAUCGGAUGGCAUCGAUCGGCACGAUCCACGCUCUGUUGGAGGGAGGGGCCAACGUCAAUGUGCGUGACGAUUUCGACCAGACACCAUUGCAUGUAGCUUGCGUGAGGUCAAAUGUGGUGGCUGUGGAUACUCUGCUGCGUCGGAGAGCAGAUGAGAAGUUAACGGACGACGAUGGAUCAACCCCUGCAGACGUGAUAAAAGCUCCGGAAGAGGACGGCAAUAACGACGAAGAAAUCGAGGCCAACCAGCGCAUGCGCCAAAUGCUGGCACGCGCUCCAGCCGAUAGGUCAUGGCGUCGCCGCGGGCGGCUGGUGGUAAGCCGUUCCUGCCCGACCAGGGUGCAGAUCGCAAACGGCAGCAGCAGCGGCAGCUGGAUCGGCAGCAGCAAGGGUUGCUCCGUCAAGGUGGCGAGGGUCAGCGUCGAGGAAUCGGGUGGGGGUGAUGAGAAGACGGAAUACGACACGGUGGUCGACUGGAGGGAUUUGGUGGGCAGGAUAGUCGGACUGGAGGCUGAUCGCUUGAUCCGCUUGGUGACGGGCUUCCUUUGAGGUUUCAAGGACAUGAAGAAACGGGAGCGGGGUCCCGUUCUCGAGCCUACCUUGCGUAUGAUGCUUCGGGCCAGGUGGUGGCGACUGAACCGUUUCGAUGAUGCAGAUGCCGGCUGGAAAGUUGAUACACAGUAGAUGUGACAGGGCCGAACCCUGGGGCUAAUUUGAUUGUCGCUUGAGAAUGGGGUUGUGUCCGAGAGGCCUUCCUCUCUGUUUUUGCCCCGAUCAUUGUUUCGUUACCACUCCCACGUGGCCCCUCGAACACUCAACUGAUUUGCUCGUUGGGUUCCUUUUUCCGCCUUGUUUUCGGUUGGUUCCUGCUUGUUUUCUGUCUCCUCGAUUCCGUUGCGUCUGUGGACUGUGGACGUUCAAUUUCAUGCCUUCUCUACAGUAGGUACGUGGUGUGUAAGAACAAGAACUGUGAGGACUUCGAUAGUCAGGCCUUGAUGCGUUGUUGCUGCCGACAGGACGCGAGCCGGGCAUUAGCAACG